This is a messenger RNA of Thermothielavioides terrestris NRRL 8126, 1041 nucleotides long. RefSeq lists its product as uncharacterized. Lineage: Eukaryota; Fungi; Ascomycota; Sordariomycetes; Sordariales; Chaetomiaceae. The transcript has 3 exons. Bases 1 to 1041 code for a protein of 346 amino acids. The record is from RefSeq and is a predicted model, not a curated record.
AUGCCCUCUUACAUGUCGGUCGGGCGAACCCAUCGCUCCCACGGCCCCGUAGACAGACACACUCUCGCCAACCGGCUGUCCAAGUCCGAGCGCGGCAAGCCACGGAUGGGCUUGGUGAAAUCACAACAGUGGAAGCGGCUGCCAAUUGAGGGGCUGUAUCAGGUCGUCAUCUCUGAGGUGCUCGACGACGGCCGCGUACUCCCUCUGGAGCGCGGGAGAGGAAAGGCGUUCGCCGUCACGACUGUCCUCGACCUUGGCCUGAGGAUGCUGGAGAGCCCUCGUGGUCGUGCUGCUCUGGAGAGCCUAGCACGCAAGGCGAUAUGCGUCUGGCGAGAAAGACCACUCCCAGGCCCUGUCUACGAGCCGUCCAGUGUGGACGUGCCAGCCGCCGUCGAAGAGUUUCUCCGUUGCGUGCGCUGCUGUUUCCCCCUCGUAAAGCUGGACGACCGGAACGGCUUCUGCCGCGAAGAGGACAACAACAGGAUGUCGCACUCUUGGGUCGACGAUUAUUCGACCGUGGAGCAGCUCAGCUUCAACCCCAAGGCCGCCGCUGUGCUACACCUGAACUGGCAGCUCAUGGAAAAGCUUUACUGGGCUAGGCUCAAAGCCGACGUAGCCCGCCGUCAACGCCGCGACGACCAGCACAUAGCCGAUACAGUGCGUUUCCACCGCCUCCAGUUCCAUCUCGCCGCCAUGGUGACACACCAUCUGUGCCACCUCUUCGUCAACUUCCUCCGGAAAUUCGAGGACCUGGCGCACGAGGUCGCCGACGCCGACCUGAUGCGCCUUGUAAGACGCUAUGACCCGGGCGCCGAGUUCGAGGUCGACUUCUUUGGCGGCCGCCCCAAGCUGUUCAUCGACUACCGCGGCCCGCGCGAGGAGAGCUACCCAGGGCAAAGCUACGUGAUCAAGCGGGGGCCCAACGGGAGCAGGGUGGCAGCUGUUGUCCCGCAGUGCAAGAUUGAGAGCUAUCUUCAAGGUGGUAGGUGUCCGGACAGGGAAAGGGAUUCCUGGUCGUGGAUGAUGCUGAUCUCAGGCUAG